Penaeus monodon (black tiger shrimp) is the source of this 915-nucleotide messenger RNA. RefSeq names its product ankyrin-3-like. The record is from RefSeq and is a predicted model, not a curated record. NCBI's taxonomy places the organism in Eukaryota, Metazoa, Arthropoda, Malacostraca, Decapoda, Penaeidae. Gene Ontology annotation, molecular function: protein binding. Bases 105 to 803 code for a protein of 232 amino acids. The transcript has 6 exons.
CUGGAAAGGAAGUUGGACCAAGUGAGGAACGAACAGACGGAGGGAAGGAGGGAGACAAGGAGGGAGGUCGAGCAUUGGAAGCAAUAUGCGCUUAUCCAGGCUACAUGCACAAAGACAUCAUUUCCUUGAAAUAUGUCAUUGACGAAGAAGUCGAUCCCAACUGCAGAGACAGCUUCGGUAGCACGCCCCUCCACAUCGCGGCAUCUCAUAGCGACCUCGAGAUGAUGUCAGCACUGCUGGAGGCCGGAGCCAGCACAGAGGUGAAGGACCAGUUCGGAGACAGGCCCCUACACACAGCCACGCGGGCGGGGUCUGUGGGCGUGGUGAAAGCGCUCCUGGACGCGGGGGCGGAUAGGAACGCCAGAGAUUAUGAAGAUAAAACAGCAGCAGAGUUAGCAGCAGCCCUUGGGAAAGAAGAACUGCUUGGACUUCUGAACGACCAAUCCUUGCCUCUCCUCCACAUAGCGGCUGCCAACGAUCACGAAUCAGCGUACUGGACCCUCCUGGAUGCCGGCUUUCCCCCAUGGGCAGAGUGGGAGGGCUGCCCUGCUUAUGCAUACGCUGAAGCAGCAGGCCACUACAGUCUUGCCUCUCGCCUGGCGCUCGUAAGAAGCGGCUGUAUGGGCAGACUGCCCUACUACCUCUUCGGCUGGCUCCCUCUUGCUUGGCCCUUUUGGGCUUGGCUCAUCUUCUUCCUCUUCUUCUCUAAUAAGAAGAAGCCCUCGAUGAGCACAGUGGAGAAAAUGAUCAUGAAGGUGAGGUUUGGUCUUAACAAGAUAUUGCUGCUGAAGAUGAGAAAAUGAAAUGAAAAUUGAGAAAAGAAAAUAAUGAAAUGGGGAUAGAAGGAAAAUAUUCUAGAUAGUUUUUAUUUGAUUAUAUUACAUUGAUGCGGGGUGUGCUAUGGGAGAUAAUUGG